CGCUCGCUCGCUCGCUGGCUGGCUGGCUCGGCGGCCGGGCGGUCUGCGAGCGUCCCCGCGGUGCGGAGCCGUGCUGCAGCGAGGCGGAGGGGCCGGCGGCAGCGGCCGGGAGCGGCGAGCCGGGGCCGGAGCCUUAGAGGGAAGCGGAGCCGGAACCGGAGCGUCUGCGAGGAGCGUACGGCGGCGGUGCGGGGCCGGCGGGGCCGCGGCGGCGAUGUGCGCGGCGGGGAGGCGCUGGGGCCGGCGGGAGCGAGCCGUGCUGUGGUGCGUCCUGGUGGCGGCGUGGGAGGCGGCGUGGGGGCAGCUGCGCUACUCGGUUCCCGAGGAGAUGCCGAAGGGCUCGUUCGUGGGCGACGUGGCCAAGGACCUGGGGCUAGAGCUGCCGGCGCUCCGCGAACGCGGCGUCCGCGUUGUCUCCGAGGGGAGGACGCAGUAUUUCGCUCUGCAUGGGAAGACGGGACAUUUGGUGACGGCGGAGAGGAUAGACAGAGAGCAAGUCUGCGAGAGUGUGCAGCGAUGCGUGCUGCGUUGUGAGGUGAUAGUGGAGGGGGAAAUGCAGGUUUACGGCAUCGAAGUGGAAAUCACGGACAUUAACGACAACGCGCCCAACUUCCGAGAGUCGCAAAAAGAACUGAGAAUGAGCGAGACGACAGCCCCGGGGUCGCGGUUUUCCCUGGCCGAGGCCCACGACCCGGACUCGGGACGGAAUUCGCUGCAGAGCUACGAGCUGAGCGGCGACGAGCACUUCUCGCUGGCCGUGCAGGCGGGCCCCGGCGGGGAUCAGCGUCCCGAGCUGGUGCUGGCGAAGGCGCUGGACCGGGAGGAGGCGGCGUUUCACGAGCUGGUGCUGAUGGCGAGCGACGGCGGAGAGCCGGCGCGGACGGGCACGGCGCGGAUCCGCGUGGCGGUGCUGGACGCGAACGACAACGCGCCCGUGUUCAGCCAGGCGGAGUACACGCUGCGUGUGCCGGAGGACGUGCCCGUGGGCUCCACCCUCGUCACCGUCACGGCCACCGACGCCGACGAGGGGAUCUACGGGCGCGUGAAAUAUUCAUUGAAGAAAAUUAAAGAGAGAGCUUCCAAGAUUUUCCAGCUGGACACUGAGACGGGAGCCAUCAUGCUGGUGCGGAACCUGGACUUUGAGGAAGGCGACUCGCACGAAUUGGAGGUGCAGGCAGAAGACGGCGGGGGUCUUUCCGACACGGCCAAAGUCGCGAUCACGGUGACAGACGUCAACGACAACGCGCCCGAGAUUUCGGUGCGAUCGGCGCUGAGCGCGAUCUCGGAGGACGCGCCGCCGGGGACGGUGGUGGCCCUGCUGCACGUGCAGGACCGGGACUCGGGGGCGAACGGCGAGGUGCGGUGCAGCAUCGCCGAGCGCCUCCCGUUCCGGCUGGAGAAGUCCUUUGAGGACUACUACCGCGUGGUGACGGCGAGGGAGCUGGACCGGGAGGAGGUGGCGGAGUACAACGUGACGGUGCGGGCGGCGGACGGCGGGUCGCCGGCGCUGUGGAGCAGCGCGGUGCUGGCGCUGCGGGUGCUGGACGUGAACGACAACGCGCCGGUGUUCGCGGAGGCGCGCUACAGCGCCCGGCUGCCCGAGAACAACGCGGCGGGCGCGCUGGUGCUGACGGUGCGGGCGGCGGACGCGGACUGGGGGCAGAACGCGCGCGUGCGGUACCGGCUGUCGGAGGGGCGGGUGCGGGGCGCGCCGCUGUCGUCCUACGUGUCGGUGCAGGCGGAGACGGGCGCGCUGUACGCGCUGCGCUCCUUCGACUACGAGGAGGUGCGCGAGGUGGGGCUGUGGGUGCGGGCGGAGGACGGCGGCGCGCCGGCGCUGAGCAGCAACGUGUCGGUGCGGCUCGUGAUCGUGGACGAGAACGACAACGCGCCGCAGGUGCUGUACCCGCCGGCGGCGCCGGCGGCGGGCGCGGGCUGGGCGGGCGUGGAGCUGGCGCCGCGCUCGGCGGAGCCCGGGGCGCUGGUGGCCAAGGUGGUGGCGGUGGACGCGGACGCGGGGCAGAACGCGUGGCUGUCGUACGAGCUGGCCAAGGCGACGGAGCCGGGGCUGUUCCGCGUGGGGCUGCACAGCGGCGAGGUGCGGACGGCGCGCUUCCCGCUGGCCCGCGACGCGGCGCGGCAGAGCCUGGUGGUGGUGGUGAAGGACCACGGGCGGCCGGCGCUGUCGGCCACGGCCACGCUGACGGUGGUGCUGGCGGAGAGCGUGGCCGAGCUGCUGUCGGAGCUGGGCAGCGCGGCGGCGGCGGCGCCGGGCGAGCCGGCCGGCAGCCUGACGCGGUGGCUGGUGGUGGCCGUGGCGGCCGUGUCCUGCCUCUUCCUCGCCUUCCUGCUGCUGCUGCUGGCGCUGCGCCUGCGGCGCUGGCGCCGCUCGCAGCUGCUGGCGGCGGGCAGCGGCGCCUUGCGCGGCGUCCCGGCCUCGCACUUCGUGGGCAUCGACGGCGUCCGCGCCUUCCUGCACUCCUACUCGCACGAGGUGUCGCUCACCGCCGACUCGCGCAAGAGCCAGCUCCGCUUGUCGGGCGGCAGCUGCUGCGACACCCUCCCGGCCCGGCCGCCGCCCGACGAGCCCGCGCCGCUGCUCGGGGAGGACCCUGCCGGCGCCCGCCGCGCGGACCCCGCCGCUCCCCCGGUGAGUUCCUCCCACCAGCCCUUCUCCGCGGCGCGACGCGACGCGACGCUUCCCUCCGCUGCUUCUCCGCCCUUUCCCCCCCGUUUCUGUCUCCUGCCUCGGGAGGUGGAGGUAGCGGGAAGGCAAAGCUUCGCUCAGCGACGCGCGGGGCGCUGGCGCCUCUUGCUGCCGGGGGGUGAACGUGGGAUCGCGGCUCAGCGUGACAGUUGCUGCGGGAGGCAGGAGAAGCGGGAGGCUGCUGUUGCCUGCUGGAGUUUCCUCUCAGGGGGGCUUGCUGCUUUUAUCACGUCGCUGAUGUGUUACAUGCUGUUCACUGACCCAGCCUCUCCCGGAGGACAGCUCCUCUUUGAAUUUUAGAGCCCCGAGGUUUCUUUCCAGAAGGCUAGUGAGCAGGCAAUGUAUCUUCCUUCUCAGUACGGAGAUGUAGCGAAAUCUCGGCGAGGUCCGUGGCGUGGUAGUGGUGCAUGUUGAGGACAAAUGGUCUGGGUUCUGGCCCUUUGAUGACAAGUGCUUGCAAACUAUGAGGGUCAACGAACACCAGGCAAGUUGUGACGGCUUGGAGACGAGAGUCUUGGGAGGUGUUUGUGAGGGGCUGUGGAACCAGACACAAGAGAUCUGGUUUGCUCCUUUCCCUGUUCGGUGCCCAUCUGUACUAUCAUGCAAUGUGAGUUUUGGCUUCCCAAGUAAGCUUGGCCCAAGUCAGACACGUUGUUCCAGCUGCAUAGGGAGCCCUGGGAGGUUCCUCCUGUGUGCUUGCACAUUGUGGAGAUGUUUCUAACUAACAGCUUAAUUCUAUACUUAUGGCAAGUGCCCUAAAGGGAGCUUUGGGAGGAGCCAGCCCUGGUUUUGUAACCUACUAAACACCUGAGUUAUGCCAUAAUCUAGAAGAGUAUGUUGUCAUCCCUUCCCUUCUGUGUGUGUUAACAUCCCGACUUGCUCGUUGUAAUGAUGUGGAGGUGGGCUUUUGUCUGUGAUAAUGUGUGGAAGACCACAUGAGUUACAUUUGGCUGACUGUCACCUAUGUGCCUUUCAUGUUUACAGCUGUAAAGAGAAAGACUUUCAUAGAAGUGUUUCCUUAAAAUACUACUGGAAGAAAUGCUCUUGCUUGUCACAUGCACAUGCUGAGAAGUCAAAUAUUCUCCCUGGUAAGGAGAAGUUGUCUGUGCAGCUUUUCUUUGGGUGGAGUCUAUCUGCAAAUGAUGAAGGUCAAGGACAACCAUGCAAGCUGUGAAGGGUUUGAGGAGAGUCUCGAGAGGGUGCUGUGUUUGAGGAGGUACUGGUGGAGACAUGGCAUGUGUUUUGUUGAUUCCCAGGGUUUGUUGUUGUUGUUCUGAAAAUGAGUCUGAAGGUGUCUCAUUUUUUGGAUAUUGCCUUGCUCGGAGUCCAGCUGUCCAAGUUGUGAGUUCAUCAGUGUGCUUUCCUGUUGCAUGAUGUUUCCUGGGAAUGGUGGUUAUGAAGCAUAGAUGUAAACUUUGCAAUAGUGUGGUAGUGUAAUGUAUCUUCCAAGUUGCCCAUGUGUU
Messenger RNA from Harpia harpyja (harpy eagle), 4170 nucleotides. RefSeq names its product protocadherin gamma-A2-like. Gene Ontology annotation, cellular component: plasma membrane. Lineage: Eukaryota; Metazoa; Chordata; Aves; Accipitriformes; Accipitridae. Gene Ontology annotation, molecular function: calcium ion binding. Gene Ontology annotation, biological process: homophilic cell-cell adhesion. The record is from RefSeq and is a predicted model, not a curated record.